Mangifera indica (mango) is the source of this 1837-nucleotide messenger RNA. RefSeq names its product wax ester synthase/diacylglycerol acyltransferase 11-like. Gene Ontology annotation, molecular function: diacylglycerol O-acyltransferase activity; long-chain-alcohol O-fatty-acyltransferase activity. Gene Ontology annotation, biological process: triglyceride biosynthetic process. The record is from RefSeq and is a predicted model, not a curated record. NCBI's taxonomy places the organism in Eukaryota, Viridiplantae, Streptophyta, Magnoliopsida, Sapindales, Anacardiaceae. Bases 50 to 1576 code for a protein of 508 amino acids. Gene Ontology annotation, cellular component: plasma membrane. The transcript has 7 exons.
UUAAUUCCAUGGAGUCUCACAAUCCCAGCUCAUCUACAGGCAUACAUGAAUGAAAGAGCUUAUAACUAGGCCACAACGGGAAAGAGAGGGCAAACAGAGAGAGGUUGAAGAAAAGGAGAGAACAUACCUAUCAAUGGCGAACGCCAAGUAUGAAGAACCUUUGAGUCCUGCAGCUCAGUUAUUUCAUUCGCCCAGCUUCAACUGCUAUAUUGUCGCGAUUAUUGGGACCAGAACUAGACUAGAUCCAGUUGUUAUCAAACAAGGAUUGAUGAAGACUUUGAUCAAUCACCCUCGUUUCUCCAGCAAGCUGGUAACACAAGGAAGGAAGAUGAGGUGGGCUCGAACAACAGUAAAUGUUGACAACCAUGUGAUUAUUCCAGAUUUAGAUGCAGAGUUGGAAAAUCCUAAAAAUUUUGUUGAAGACUACAUCUCCCAUAUGACAACACAGCCUCUGGAUCUCUCAAAGCCCUUAUGGGAACUUCACCUCCUCAAUGUCAAAACUUCGGAGGCAGAAGCCGUUGGAGUUCUCCGGAUUCACCACUCGAUCGGAGAUGGGGCGUCUCUCAUUUCUCUUCUGCUUGCAUGCACCAGAAAAACUAGGGACCCUGAAGCGUUGCCGAGUGUUCCGGUGCAGAAAAAUGAAGGCCCAGGUGGCCGUGCGAAGGGGGUUUGGUGGGUGUUUUUGGCAAUAUGGUCAGGGAUAAUGUUGAUAUGGAAUAGUGUUGUGGAUUUGAUUAUGUUUUCGGCAACAACUUUGUUUUUGAAAGAUACAAAAACUCCUCUGAAAGGUGAUGGCCCUGGAAAUGAGCACGCUCCCAAGCGGUUUGUUCACAGAACAUUGGAUUUGGAGGACAUUAAGCUUGUCAAGAAUGCAAUGAACAUGACCGUCAACGAUGUUCUAUUGGGAGUGACUCAAGCUGCCCUCUCGCGGUACCUCGAUCGAAUUGACUCUAAAACUGAUCAAGAUGGAGGACAGAAGUCAAGUAAUCAUCCAAGAAACAUCCGCCUCAGGGCAUCUGCUCUCGUCAACCUCAGACCAACUACAGGGAUCCAGGCUUUAGCUGAAAUGAUGGAGAAGGGAUCCAAGUGCAGGUGGGGAAAUAAGAUCGGAUAUGUUCUUCUUCCCUUCAAAAUAGGCUUGCAAAAUGACCCAUUGAAUUAUGUCCAUGGAGCUAAAGCCACCAUGGAUAGAAAGAAGCUUUCUCUUGAAGCUUUAUGCACGUAUUCAGUUGCCAAGUUUGUACUCAAGGCAUUUGGUUGUAAGGUAGGUGCUGCUACAGCAGUGAGAGUUCUUUCAAACACAACAAUGGCUUUCUCAAAUGUGGUUGGCCCUUCUGAAGAAAUUAGUUUUUAUGGCCAUCCUAUUGCUUAUAUUGCUCCAUCUGUUUAUGGGCAUCCACAGGCAUUGACAAUCCAUUUCCAGAGCUAUGUGAAUAAGAUGUCUGUUGUUAUAGCUGCUGAUCCAGAUGUGAUUCCUCAUCCUCACCAGAUUUGCGAGGAUGUUGAUGAAUCUCUCCAAAUCAUAAAGAAGGCUGCUCUAGAUGCAGGAAGAACAAAUCUCAGUGAUCUUGUCUAAUCAUAUAUAUGUAUUUGUUAACUUUAAAAUUGUGAUGUUUGGUUAUCCGUAAUCACAUCUGGAAAACAGAGCAACCAAAAAAGGCUUGAAUAUAAUUGGAUAUCAGAGGAAAUUUAGAAAAAUGCUGUAACAAAUUCAGGAAGAUUUGUUUUACAAAUUGUGUUGCAUUCAUGUACUUCACUCAAGUGCUUUUAUAUGGAAGGAUUGAAACAAGCAUCUGUAGAAGGAUUUGCUUUUCAUUAAACAUAAGAUGAACAAGUA